This is a messenger RNA of Leptosia nina, 3045 nucleotides long. Lineage: Eukaryota; Metazoa; Arthropoda; Insecta; Lepidoptera; Pieridae. The record is from the annotation of a GenBank genome assembly.
AUGUGUUACUUUUGCUACGUAUACCUUUCUAACAAAGCGGGUGCGGUUGAAGCAGGUCUCAUGGAGUUACAAGCUUUGCUUGUAUUAUGUGGAAUUGGAGUAGUUAUAGUAGCAGUGGUCCUGCUUAUGGGACUAUUUUCGGCAUCAGGAACGAGUUACGAAGAAGCUAUCGCUCAACAGAGAAAAGCUGCUAGUGAACUUCUAGCACUGGCGGAAAAUAAGACUAAGAAUAAGAAAACAAGUAAAAAAGCCCAUAAAAAGCUAGCAAAGAAAGAAAAAAAAGAGAAUGUGCCGGCCACUACAAGCAGUGAAGUUGAAAGUGAGGUGCCCGGAGAGAGUGGUUUAGAAGACGAAGUUACUCCAGGGAAACCAACUGUUGAGUUUCAGCCUCCUGUUGUUGUUGAACUGCCACAGGAUGCCCCAUCCAACAUAAAGAUUCGCAAACGCGGCAAGGAAUCUAAAGUAAAGCCCAUUCUCGUAAACAAAGAGGAUCCGAGUUGUGUUAGCGAUCCGAGUAUGGCAGAUGCGGUUACGCAGGUCGUAAACCAUUUUGAAGAAAUUCAACCCAAGGAUGAGUUCGAGUUAUUCCAUUCUUCACACUUGGGGGAUAAAGCAUCUGAAGCUAAAGACGAAGUUCUGGAAAAGAAGGAGAAGUCCAAGCAAGUCAAGGGUGUUGCCAAGGUUCAAAAACCAGUCAAUGAGCCUGUUAAAGAUGUUUCACGAGACAGAAACAACAGUGGCGAGGCUCCCAAAGAACAACGAAAAGCUAAAAAGACAGAGAAGAAGGCUGUAGAAGAGUCAGCUGUAGUUGAAGAAAUAGUACCCCCUCUAAAUGCUCCCCAACCGAGUGAACUGACGACAGAAAAGUUGCUAAAACAGGCGCUUGUGACUGCAGCGCCUAUGUCUUCUCCAGCACCCAUGAAGAAUAAAAAGAAGAAAGCCGAACCAAAUGUUCUUUCUCUUAUUGCUGGUGACAGUGGUGGUGUGUCAGUGAGCGAGUUGGUUAGAGUUGUUAAGGAGGCGUCUCUCUCACGCACCGAAAUACAAAUACUGACAGACGCUUUACUCAACAAACAACACGACCCUCUUCCGGAGCACUCUGAGUGGACAGAGGGUCCGAAUGAUCCAAUGCAAAAAGUGAAGAAGCAGCUGGCUGAUAAAGAAAAGGCUCUCGCUGACGAGAUCGAAGCGUCACAAGCCUUACACGCUAAACUGAAAGAACUAAGGACUGUCCUAAAUGCGGAACGUGGUCGUGCGACGAGUGCCAGCCGCAUGGCCGAACAAGCCGCGGCCGCAUCGCGCGCUGAACUCCACACUCUGCAGACCCGCCUGCAACGCCUCUUAGAUGAUAACCAUGCGCUCGCGCAAGAAAAGCUUGUGUUCCAAGCAAAGCUAAAUGAAGAAAGUGAAGCUCAAGCCCAGAGAGUACAAAUGGAGAUGCAUAUUCAGAGACUGUCGGAGGCGGAAGCGGCGUUCGUUCAGCAGUUAGGCGCGCUGCAGGCCGAAUUAAACGCGCGCGUGCUGGAAGCUGGGCAGGCGAGAUGCGAAGCGGGGGCCGCACGAGACUCGAUGAUUAUGGCACAGCAACAUGCUGCAGAACUGGCCCAACAGCUACAGGAAGCGAACCGAGUAUACUCUGAACUCGAGCAGCAACGGCAGUGCGCGGUGCGAGCGGAGCAGCUGGCACAGCAAGAUUUACGUCAGACACAACAACGACUUGCUGGUUUAACCGAUUUGCAAAAUGAGGUGCAGAGGUUGACUUCACAAGCGCAAACAGCUGAAACUAGCCUAGAAAAAUAUAAGGAGGAUUCUGAUAAACAAAAGGAAGAGAUGCUCAAGGAAUUGAAUACAUUACGUGAGCAGCUUGCGAUGCGGGAGAGCGAGUUGGUAGAGCUAAAAUUAAUGAAAUCGACACCUGCUCAAAAUGGGUUGCCCUCUGCUGAAGAUACAGAUAAACUAAAGGCGAGCGAGUUGGCUAAAGUCGAAAGCGUAGUCGAGGCCCUACGCCGUGAUCUGGAAGCCGCACAAACUGCGAACUUAGAUCAGCAACAGCAGCUGUCUACCCUGAACCAACAGCUGCAACAGUAUAAGGAAAAGAACAAUGAGUUGCGAACUAAAAACUGGAAAAUAAUGGAAGCUUUACAAAGUGCGGAACGGUCUCUGCAAGCUAAAACAUCGAGCGCGUUGCCGGCCCAAGGCCACUCUGAAGCAAUAUCGAAUGCUCAAGAGUUACAUUUCAACGAGGUGAUCAACGUCCUCCGCUCUGUGUGUCCCACGGCUGCGCCCACACAUUCAACUGGUUACGACUGGAUCAAAACAUUCGCUGACAAUGUUAAAAAUGAACUACACAAAGUUGAAUCGGAAAAGGCCGCAUUCGAGAAAUCACUCGCGGAAAAACUCGUACAAAAAGAAAAUGAAAAGAAACAAAUUGAAAAUGAAUUACAAAAGAAAGUACAAGAUAAAGAGAACGAGAGAUUGAGAGUAGAGAGAGAAUUACAAAAGAAACUUGCGGACAUAGAGAAGGAAAGAAAAUCGUUAGAGAGUGAAAUGCAAAACAGGCUUCUAGAGAAAGAAAACGAGAAGAAAAGGGUAGAGAGUGAAUUCAAGAAAAAACUGGAGGAGAGUUGUGUGAAGAAACAAGUAGAUUCGAGUAGUUCUACAGUGAAUGGUUCCAGAUUAACAGAAAUUAUUUCUCAGAAUGAACAGUUGCAAGCGUCAGUUAAUAAAUACAAAAGGAUCAUCAACGAUACCGAGGGUGUUCUGAGCCAAUUGCAGCAGAAUGUGUCCGUCGAGGAGGCGCGAUGGGCUCGACAACUUGCCGAUCAACAGAGGGAAUUGGAUGAACUCAGGCAGAGGACUGUUCUGCAGAUGCAAAACAAAAUAGAUCAAUUACAAGGAGAAUUGCAGAAUGCUAAAACUAAAAAUCACAAUGCUAGCUUCACUGAUGCAGAAAGACUGACUGAGGAGAGAUUGAUGUCCAGUUUCUCUAAGCCACAAGUUGACGUACACAACGGGCCACUACAGGCGUCCUUAGGAGAGAAAUAA